Messenger RNA from Hevea brasiliensis (rubber tree), 1646 nucleotides. Its product is annotated as casein kinase II subunit alpha-2. Gene Ontology annotation, biological process: protein phosphorylation. The record is from RefSeq and is a predicted model, not a curated record. Gene Ontology annotation, molecular function: ATP binding; protein serine/threonine kinase activity. Gene Ontology annotation, cellular component: nucleus; cytosol; protein kinase CK2 complex. NCBI's taxonomy places the organism in Eukaryota, Viridiplantae, Streptophyta, Magnoliopsida, Malpighiales, Euphorbiaceae.
AAGAGAAUAUAAAUAUCUAAAAAAAAAGCAAAAGGAAAAAGAGAAAAAUGAAGAAGGACAGCGAUUCGGGUUCCGGCCAUGCUAAAGCAAACUCCUUUUUAACCCCUAAAAUUACGACUGGAUGGCCAUAAGGCCUCUGCUACAUCAAUUAGCAAUCUUCAAUCACCAUAAUUUCCCUCUGUCCCCCACCCAACUAUUGCAGAUCACCUUCCUCCAUCGAUUAGCUUCCAGCACCACUUUCUAUCGCCAAAAGCAACAGCAAGACCGUCGACCGCCGGCACACCUCCAUCGGUUGAAGCCAUUAGCUCCAUCGCCUGACACGCUGGCGCAGAAGAUCGGGAAAUCGAUUCGCCGCCCUGGCGCCCCAUCCAAGGCUAGGGUUUACUACGACGUCAAUGUCAUCCGCCCUAAGGAGUAUUGGGAUUACGAGUCCCUCACCGUCCAAUGGGGGGAGCAGGAUGAUUAUGAGGUAGUGAGGAAGGUUGGGAGGGGGAAAUAUAGUGAGGUAUUUGAGGGCGUCCACUGCACGGAUAAUGAGAAAUGCAUCAUUAAGAUUCUUAAACCUGUGAAGAAGAAGAAGAUUAAGAGGGAGAUUAAAAUACUGCAGAAUCUCUGUGGGGGGCCAAAUAUUGUGAAGCUGCUCGAUAUUGUUAGAGAUCAGCAAUCAAAGACCCCAAGUCUUAUUUUUGAGUAUGUGAAUAAUACUGAUUUUAAAGUGCUUUAUCCAACACUUUCAGACUACGACAUUCGGUAUUACAUCCAUGAACUUCUGAAGGCAUUGGAUUACUGCCACUCACAAGGUAUCAUGCAUCGUGAUGUGAAGCCCCAUAAUGUCAUGAUUGAUCAUGAGCAGAGGAAGCUUCGUCUUAUAGAUUGGGGACUAGCAGAGUUUUAUCAUCCUGGGAAAGAAUACAAUGUUCGUGUUGCUUCAAGAUACUUCAAAGGCCCUGAACUUCUUGUUGAUUUGCAAGACUAUGAUUAUUCUUUGGACUUGUGGAGCCUUGGUUGUAUGUGUGCUGGAAUGAUAUUCCGAAAAGAGCCAUUCUUCUAUGGGCAUGAUAAUUAUGAUCAGCUAGUCAAAAUAGCCAAGGUGCUUGGAACAGAUGAAUUGAAUGCUUAUUUGAAUAAGUACUGCAUAGAGUUGGAUCCUCAUCUUGCAGCCCUAGUUGGCAGGCACAGCCGGAAACCAUGGACGAAGUUUAUAAAUGUUGACAAUCAGCAUUUGGCAGUACCGGAGGCUGUUGACUUCCUUGACAAGUUGCUGCGAUAUGACCACCAAGAAAGGCCAACUGCAAAGGAAGCAAUGGCCCAUCCUUAUUUCUAUCCGAUUAGAAAUGGAGAAAGCAGCAGGGUUCGUACGUAGUUUGAAUCUCAGGAUGCUGUCAAAGGUGCAGCAUCUUUCUGUGCCUUGUAAUUGGACUUUAUUUAUAAUUACGGUGGUGAGCUUUCAUCCUACUCUUUAAUGUUUCUGUCGUCACAUAGCGUAAUUUAUAUAUCUUUUAGCAUUAAUAUUGUGAGUUUACUAUUGUGUAUGGAAAAUCACUGGCGGUUUUUAUGCUGGUUUUACUGUUUCAGUUGUAGGGGAAGUACCAAUAUGUUCAUUUUUCACUGAUAAAGAUUCAUUAGUUGAAUUAAUUUUUAUUAAA